AUGCUCAUGGCUCUCUCCAUGGUCUUCGGUGCUGGAUGUGUGAUGGUUGCCACUUGGUCAUGCAGCGCCACUGUCGAUGAGGCCUCCCGCUCUGCAGACCUGCUGCUCAAGGCGCUGCUUGCUCCCAUAUUCGGUUAUUCCAGGGCCAACGAGUUGAGGAUCCAGCUGCAGCUGUUCCUGCAACAGGUGCAGCACCGCCGGCCACGUUUCACGGCCUGUGGGCUCUUCACCAUCGAUCUGUCAAUCCUCUCGACAAUGGUAGCAGCUGUUAUCUCCUAUCUUAUCAUAAUUGUUCAGUUUCAGAUUAGUAACACGAAUGAAUCUGGUGAGAAGUGUAGUUACUUGGUCAUUAUACUAACAAUUAUAAUGAUAGUAACAAUAAUAAAAAUAACAAAAGCAAUGAUAAUAAUUCAUUUGUAG
Messenger RNA from Schistocerca serialis cubense, 420 nucleotides. Its product is annotated as putative gustatory receptor 2a. The transcript is spliced from 2 exons. Bases 1 to 420 code for a protein of 139 amino acids. Gene Ontology annotation, cellular component: dendrite; axon; neuronal cell body. NCBI's taxonomy places the organism in Eukaryota, Metazoa, Arthropoda, Insecta, Orthoptera, Acrididae. The record is from RefSeq and is a predicted model, not a curated record. Gene Ontology annotation, biological process: sensory perception of taste.